Molecule: messenger RNA, 4891 nt
Organism: Anopheles gambiae (African malaria mosquito)
Lineage: Eukaryota; Metazoa; Arthropoda; Insecta; Diptera; Culicidae
Gene: dy
Exons: 5
Coding region: 700-2703 (667 amino acids)
Source: RefSeq, a predicted model, not a curated record
ACAGCGGAUCGACUAUAACGCUGAAAGCAAACAGGUGAAUUAAACAUUCUGCCAUAGACAACCGUGGCGUUCGGACGCGCGGCUACCCGAGAUCGCAACAAACAAACAACGGGAAGCACAAGAGAAAAAAAAACAAAACCAAAUCUAUAUACACAUACGCACAGACCAUCUCAGCGGUCACAGCCAGGGAACCUGGGACUGACGCUAGGUGUGCUUAUCAGCAGGCCCUUGCCCAACAGGCAAACAGUACACCUGUGCCGCUCAACACGGACGGAUGCUGGGAGUGGCGCCGUAGCCCGGUGGCGUGAAUUUUGCAGUUCAAAUUGACAGUUGGUGCCGUGCGCAAGAAACACAUUGCCGGACAGUGAGCGUGGUGUUGCUUUCGUUCGUGCCGCGUUGGAACAGUGUUUCGCGUUCGGGAUUUUAUAUUCUUUACUGUACGUGCAAGUGCUAGCUGCCAGCGAACCUAGUAUCCUUAGUAGCAGUGCAGUAUCUUGCUCUCGCCGUGGAAGUUACGCAAAGAUUGUUGCGACUGUGAACUAACUGGUGGUUUAAGAUUUUCGAAUUUCGAAAACAAAACAAGCAAGUGAUAGUGACCCGUGCUAUCGUUACGCACGGUGACAGUUGUCUGGUGGUUUACAGCGGUACGCGCGCAACCAGUGAAAUAAUAACAAGCGGCACCACAGACAAAGAUUGAGCAUGCGGCUGACGAGAUUAUUUUACUCCACGUUACUGAUAGGAAUACUGCAGAUCAAUCAUCCUUUUAUGUCAUUUGCUUACUGUGAAAAAUCUUCUCGGCUAAAGUGCAGGAAGGCGUUGCAGCUGACGGUGGCCGAGGAUCAGGUCGAGGUAGUGAAAUCGGUCAGCCCGGGCGAUGAGGCAGCAAAGCGCGACAACGAUUCGGACCAGGUGGCGCUCGAGUCGGUCGAUCAGGAUCUGCAAGGUUCUGCACCGGUCCAGUCCGCCUACCCGCAGCACUUACCGUCGCCGCUGGGCCACGGACCGGGCGCUUUGGGAGGCCCAGGCUUGGCGAAACAUGGCCCGGGGCCACAGCACGGCCCACUGCCCCAUCACGGACCGCCAAUACCGCACGGCCCCAGUCGAGCAUCGCUAGGUCUUGGGCAGCCGUUUGGACCGCCGCCGCCGCCGCCACCGCAAGCGCUGCCCGUGGCGCACGCGUACCAUGGGCCACCGCCACCGCCGCCGCCACCCGGCAUGCUCAAGGCGCAGGCGAGCGAGCUCAGCCCGGAGAAGCUGUACGGGCCGCCCCUCGCCGGCAACGAGCUGUGGUCCUCGCCCCUCCAGGACAUGCCCAAGAUCGUGUCGCUCGACGUGAAGUGCGAGAAGCAGGGCAUGAAGGUGUUCGUCCAGUUCGACAAACCGUUCUUCGGCAUCGUCUUCUCCAAGGGCCACUACAGCAACGUCAACUGUGUGCAUCUGCCGGCCGGGCUCGGCAAAACAUCCGCCUCGUUCGACAUCGGCAUCCACGAGUGUGGCACCGCCGGCAACACGGACAACGUGCUGUACAACGGCUACUCCGGCACGGACACGAACGCGGGCUCGUACUUCGAGAACAUCAUCGUGCUGCAGUACGACCCGCAGGUGCAGGAGGUGUGGGACCAGGCCCGGAAGCUGCGCUGCACCUGGCACGACCAGUACGAGAAGUCGGUAACGUUCCGGCCGUUCCCGGUCGACAUGCUCGACGUGAUACGGGCGGACUUUGCCGGCGACAACGUCGGCUGCUGGAUGCAGAUCCAGGUCGGCAAGGGCCCGUGGGCGUCCGAGGUGUCCGGGCUGGUCAAGAUCGGCCAGACGAUGACGAUGGUGCUGGCGAUCAAGGACGACGACAGCAAGUUCGACAUGCUGGUGCGCAACUGCAUGGCGCACGACGGCAAGCGGGCGCCGAUCCAGCUGGUGGACCAGCGCGGCUGCGUCACCCGCCCGAAGCUGAUGUCGCGCUUCACCAAGAUCAAGAACUUUGGCGCGAGCGCCUCGGUCCUCUCGUACGCCCACUUCCAGGCGUUCAAGUUCCCCGACUCGAUGGAGGUGCACUUCCAGUGCACGAUCCAGAUCUGCCGCUACCAGUGCCCGGACCAGUGCACCGAUCCGGGCGUGCUCGACGUGCACCACCUGUCCGGCGGGCCCGAACACCAGCAGUACGGGCCGCCGCCGCCGCCGCCACCGUCCCCGCCCCAGUCGCUCGAUGCGCACGUGUUCACCUCGAACCGGAAGCGGGACGACCGGCGGAUUCGGCGCACGCGCGCCACCGACCCGGAGCAGAAGGAGGACGUCGGGCUGAACCGCGUCAUCCGGGUGGUGUCGCCCGGCGACCUGACCUUCCCGAUCGGGCCGAGCUCGGCCAACGAGACGGAUGGUGCCACCGCCGCCGCCACGAUGGUGUUUUCGGCCCGCGAGGAGGGCCUGAUCUGCAUGACCACGCCCGGCUUCACCGUCACGAUCGUCGUGCUGCUGUCGAUACUGCUCGCGUCCUGCGUCACGUCCGCGUUCCUCUGCAUACGCCUCAAGCCGUUCUCGCUGUCGCGGGCCAAGGAGCGGUCGGUCGCGUUCACCAACCCGCACCUGACGCCGGCGGGGACCGUGCUGACUAGCGGGGCCAGCUCGAUCGUCGGCACGCUCAAGUCGACCAAGUCGGGCGCCGCCGCCACCGCCAGCAGCAACAAAGCGCGCAUGUUCUACACCUGAGCACGGGCUGGGCGGUGCAGGUUCGAACCUUAACCUUUUCCUUGCAGCAACAGACACACACACACACCCAGAAACACAUCAAUCCUCUCCUCCCUCCCAUUGUAUCGAGCUAGCUCCCCAAAACAGUGCCCCGAAAGUGGACGAAACCCGUGGGCGCUUCCUGUUUCGGGGGAAACGCAUCCGGGCGUAGUUCCUUCCCUCCAACAGUCUGCAAAACCCGCACCCGGACCAAACAAUAUACCUCACUACAGAGCAAACUUUUGGACGAACAACAAACACACACACACAUAUACAAUUUAGAUCCUGACUCGUCCUGCUUUGAUUGCCGAUCUUUCACGAGCAGCAAGAGCUACAAGUAGAGCAGCGAAACAAAUCGAGCACAUUUUUUAAUACGAGGGCAGUAUUUAGUUGAUACGUUUCUAGGAGCAUAGCAUUAGGGCAUCAGUUUUAUGUAAUCACACGCACACACACACGCACGCACGCACGCAUAGAGAGGCACACUUAGAGCCGCACAGGGGUACUGGUGUCGCCUGGGUGUUAGUAAUGGUGCUCGCGGCAGUGGUGAUGGGGAUACUAAAAUAUGGAUUUUUCUUUUGGAGCAAAACACAUCGGUCAAGGACAUUUUAUGCCCCAACAUGGUGCUAAGGGGGGGGGGGGACAGUGGGAUACUUGCCAAUAGGAAAGGAAGAAAAAAAAGAAGUAAAAAAAAAACAAACAAAAAACAAAAGCACGGUUUUAGCCGGUCCACCCGGGGCAGGGGUUUGCUGUUUAAUCUAAUUAAUUUAUUGCACGUUUAUUUAUUUAUUGAACAAAUAUUUAUUUAUUUUUACACUUAAUCGAAUGCUGCCUCUGCGCGACUGCCUACGGCGGAAGGGAAGCAGCAUGGCAGCACAUUAUUUAUUUAUUUAUUGAAACACUGACGUAACGAGCGGAGGCACCUCCGCUCUGCCUACCUCUACUACCUUACGCUACUUCCAACGCGGCCCGCUCUAUCGCGCGCUUUCCGUGGCGGUGCAGGUGACAUUUUAGAAAUGUCACUGGGCCGCCAUUUUUUGUUUUGUUUCACUACAACCACCUCCUGUGUCUGUUCUAAGAGAGAAGGGGUGUGUACCACUAACACAUGUACGAGGUAGUCAACGCCAUAGAUUCGUCACAACAUCACACUAGCAGAAGCAAUACAAAUAAAUAAAAGUAAAAAAAAAACACAUACUCUUAACAACAUGCAAAUUCGCUCAGACACUGUCAGACUGAUCGUUAGUCGAUCCGGGGCUAAUACUAAUAUUGCGAUACAGCACAGGCAGAACGCACACCCUUAUUACAUCCUUCCGCUAACGUGCAAGGUGACGUGAGCAUAAAACAACAACAACAACAAAAACCAACAGACUUUUAAUCUUUAGUAUCCUUAUACACUCUUAUUCUACUCUGCACUGAGACAAUCAUAUUACAUUUACACGCUGAUAUAUAUAGAGAGAGAAAAUGAGGGAAGGAAUCGCCAUAGGCGUUCUUCGUAGCACUUAACGUUUUAUCUUUACACGAUCCCGUGUCAGCAGCGCCAUCUUGACUUGAUAGCGUCUGGUACGGGAUACUUCAUGCAUAAGUAAUACACAGCCGAGCCGAGCAGUAAGCCGGGAUAGUAAGCUAAUGAGAUUAGUAAAGCGCACGCACCGCUGCCACACCCGACGCCCGCGAUUGUUUGCCAACGGUGUGGUGGCUGCAGUGUUUCAGUAGCUUAGUAGUUUUAGUAGCGCCGGGAGGGGGAAAGGGGGGCGGGAGAGGGCAAGUUUUGCUGUUGUAAAAUGUAUCAUAUUACAGGCACCGGUGGAACAGGCACGGGCCCGUGCGCCUAUUUGUGUGUGUGUGUGUGUAUGUCGGAGUGCGUGUGUGUGGGUGCGUGUGUGCGCGUGGGAAAAGAAGCGGAGGUUUGAGAUCCGUUUUGCCGCGGGGAGGGGUGAAGCAGGCGCCACACAGUUUGGUCUUUUUUGCCCACCCCGUUUCCUGCUUUCCGUUGCGGGAAGAAGGGCUCCGUUACACACGCUCGGUGUAAUGGCCGGUGUAAGGGCGCGCGGUAAAGCUGUAACGCGUUCACGCGCUACGCGUUUAAUUUUAACUCCGUAUCACAUUAGUAUCAGUAUGAAGCAAAAUAAAGAUAUUCAUAACGGCAAUAAAAAAGAAUUACAAAAAAAAUGGA